Molecule: messenger RNA, 3186 nt
Organism: Protopterus annectens (West African lungfish)
Lineage: Eukaryota; Metazoa; Chordata; Ceratodontiformes; Protopteridae
Exons: 17
Coding region: 1-2736 (911 amino acids)
Source: RefSeq, a predicted model, not a curated record
AUGAAGCUGGAUAUUAUAUCAGGUGCAGUAGAUUUUGAAGAUAAAACUCGAGCUGCUCUGCUCCUAAAGCAGCCAGUAGAAGUCCAGUGCCUGUGGCAGAUGGGACCAAUGACAAGAGAAUUUCGAAGAGGAAGAAAAUUCUAUUCGCUGAUUGUAAUCCAAACUUCCUUAGAACUCGGAAAGGAGAGGGUUAUUGAUUUCUCCAAACAACCACUGAUUCAUCUGUUUUCCAGUGUGUUCCUCCAGCGCAGCCAUAUUGAGGUGUACUUGGGAAUACAUGUCCCAUUGGUGGGAACUGUGGAUGGAGCUCUUUUGGACAUUGCAAACGCAAGUGGCAAAGCUAAAUUUGAGGAGAAAGAGAGUAUAGAAAACAAUCAGCCUCUUUCUAGGAGUUCCACACCACAAGGUGCAAACUUGACAGCCAUUAAAACGAUUCUGAAAGGAAAGGUAGAUGUUAGUCUCCCCUUGGCAGAGCGGAUGUUCCAGACCAUUUACCUCUCAGUCUUGCUACUUCUCAUUGACCUGAAGCAAACUGGGAUUCUGGUGCAGAACAGAGAUAGCCAGUUGACGAUCCUGGAGUUACAUGAGGAACUUCUACAGAUUUACACAUUUCUGCAUGGCAUCACUUCCCAACUAUUCAGUAUUUUGAAUGCACUUGAGAACAUACAGAUGCUUCAAGAAGCAAGCACUGCCCAGGCUCUGAAAACUGAAGUGACCCAGAUUCUACUAAAAGAGCUUAGAGAACUUUCAGAAAACGUCUUGAACAUGGAUACAGCAAAUUUCUCGUAUGAUUUGGUUAUGCUCACUAGUGCAUUCAAGAGUCGUCUACAGAGAACUGCAGCUGUACUUCUGGAGCUCCAAGGCCAGGAGGCACUGACUGAACUCCGAAUGACUCAAUGCUAUGGCCUUGUCUUGGCUGGUCAGUUCCUGGAUGGUGUGCUUCCCUGGCUCCCAGGCUUGGAUGGCUUUAUGCAAGAAUGCAGACCACAAGUAGAAAUCUCCAGAAACAGAGGAGGUGAUCCGGAGGAUAAGGAAAUGACCAGCCAAGAUGAAGAGUCUGCUUCGGGAUCUAACCAUAUUCAUCCGGCUUUGGAUCUGCUUUACUACAAGGAUUCUUACUUAGAUUCUGGGAACAGAGAGUGUGCAGCACCUGAGUCUGGGCCUGGAGAAUUAGUCUUUCUCUUAAGCCAGUACUUACUCGAUUGUAGAUUGGACCAGGUCUGGGAAAGGUGCUUGAAGAAAAUUCUGUCAACAACACCUCCUUCUGUGAACCCGUAUUCUAUACUUGUGACAGAGUUCUGGAAGGCUUCUCUCCGACUGGAUUUAUGGCACAGCCCAGAUGAGAAUAUCAUGGAGCAAAUUUUCCUGAGCAGUCCGAAGAUGCUAAAUCCUUACCAUCCCAUCAUGUCUGUCCCUGGAGCUACAGGGUUUGGGCUGAAGACUGCCCUUAAAGCUGUCAAUCCAAGCAGCCUUCAAGGUCUUCUCACAAAGAUUGCCCUUGUGGACAAUUACAGCUACCCUACCAAAGCUGGUAGCUUCAAGGUAGCUUUGGGUCUGGCUUUGCAUCCUUUGGCUGCCUGGUACAAAAGCCUGAAUCCCUUUCUCCUGAAGUUGGAGGUGACAGAAUUCUGCUAUCUGACAGGACCAGAUGGAUGUCUGACUGAAGCACUUCAAAUUUAUGCCAAACUUGUGCAUUCCCAUUUGUGUGAAUUGGCACAGAAUCCUCAGAUUGUCUCGUGGACCAUAAUCAUAAGAGGAGGAGGAACUUGGUCAUCCACUGAGAUACAGAAGUAUCCAACUGCCUUCCAAGAAGCUUUCUUCGAAUCAUUGCAGAGCAGAAGUUCAGCAGUCCUGAAGGUGUUUGCAGCUCCCACUGAACAGGAAUGGCGAUGUGUCCCCAUAGUGAAGAACUUUGUGCUGUAUUAUUUACAGACAGGGAAAAAGAAUCCAUUGUGUUUCCCAAAGCAUGACCCCACCAUACUCUAUCAGUGUGUAUUUUCCAGCGAGCAAGCAGCAGAUUUUCAUUACAAGCAUGUUGCUCCUUCUGGUGAUCCAUAUUGUGCAGCUAAUUUACAGGAAGUGAUGUCACAUCUCGACAGUCAAAUCAUCCAGGCCUUCGCAGAAGGAAACCUACUGGAUUCAUAUAGGCUGUUGGCUUCCAGGGCUUUGAUCUGUGGUCAGUAUGAGUGUCUCCCAGCCUGCUGGCGAAUGCUGCAUUCCAUCUCUGCACAACUGGAAUACCUGAACAGCAUCAAUACGGAUAUACAGGAGAUGUUCAUUCUAAAUGAAGGAAAGGAAGUUGAAGGCCAAAGUGAUGGAUUUAGAAAUACACCUCAGUCAUAUGAUAAAAUGAUGGAAGCUUUCUCAGUGUUGUUGGAACGGACACUGACAACUCAGGGCUGCAUGAUCUGCCACAGCCUCCAAAAUAUAAUUCUGCGAAGGAUUCAGAUGAUUAAUGCUGGAAGAUUAAGAAGAUCUAGUAUUGAAAUCCUUAAAGAGAUAUCGACCAUGUGCCAGGCAGUAUCAGAUGUGUCUGCCUGGCACCUGCAUGCCCUUUGUCCUGAAAUUCAGAGGCUUCAUCAGUCAGUCAAGGCUGGAGCAUCAUUUCUGAGUAGAGCUACUGUAACUUCAGCUGGCUUUGAAAGUACAAGACCACCAAUGCUGCCUUAUUCCAGGAAGAACGAGAAAGUUCCACAAACUUACCCUACAGUUUAUCAAGUGCUGGAAGAUUGGUGAUGAGGCAAAGGUGGCAAAUGAGUGCACCUGUUUAUUAUAGGAACUUAUAUCUUACAUGCAGACAGAGGCCAUAAAUAACAUCAAGAAAACUAUGGAAUAGAGGACUUGCAGCUUAAACCAAGAUACAGGCCGUGAACAGCAUGGGAAAGACAGGAGAACUGGGUUUGCAUCUUGUUCCUGCAGUACAAUCUGUUGCUUCAUAAUUACAUUUCUGACAAAAUGUUUAUUAUACAGGCAUUAAUUGGUGUGUUUGUGUGUUAGUCUGUGCAUAUGUACAUGCCAACGGCCAUUUCUGUUCCCAUGAAACUUUAAUUCAGAAUAACAUUUUUGAAAUAAAGAACUGCUAUUCAAGAGAAAUGCCAAAGCGGUUAACAUUCCGUAUAAUCUGGUAUGCUUUUCACAUCUGUUCUGGGAUGUUGUUGUUCUUGCAUAUUGCUAAAUGGUUGUACA